AUGCAGCAUUUACCGGUUAAAAGCAACCUUCUUCAUUCAAAUUCAGAGACGACCAACAUUGUCUUUGGAGGUGACGAGCAGCCCCUUUGCCCGAAACCUCGCCGCCUUGGACCUCCCAUUCCUGAGGUUCUCAAGCCCCUCAGAUGCAGCAAACACAGCCAAGCCAAUACUGAUGGGAGAAGUGGAGUUCUGAACAUGAUCGCUGAGAAGACAGGUGAUGGAAGAGAAUCAGCAGCAUGCACCGGCUGCUCUCCAUCCUGUUAUUCAGGUUCUCCUCCGGGAAGAACAGGUAAUCCCUUGGUUCACGACGUGCACUUCAUUCAUCAAAUGGAGCUUCUUUCACCCUUCACUCGCACCAAGCUUUCAGAUAAAUUUGGCAUCACCUCUGCCUCUCCCGUUUGA
Messenger RNA from Theobroma umbraticum, 402 nucleotides. The record is from RefSeq and is a predicted model, not a curated record. NCBI's taxonomy places the organism in Eukaryota, Viridiplantae, Streptophyta, Magnoliopsida, Malvales, Malvaceae.